UAUUCUUGCUUGCAAAUUUGAUCAGAAGGUGACCACUCCCAACAUAAGAAACCAAGACAAGAAGUAUUACACAAUUUCUAGGUAGUUAGCGUAGCUUAGAGCCCUCUAGUCCGCUCAGGAUACCGCUGCAAAGUCUGGUGUACUGAUUUAUCUUCUUAGCGUGCUUGAAAGCACUGCUACUGCAUGUACUCUGUGAUGUACUUCUAAUUUUUGAUCCUCCCCCACAAGGAAAUAUUGAAAAGCAGUACGUCCAAGAAUGGCUAGUUCUAUUGUUGGUGGAGCCUUCAGAGAAUCAGUGAUCCUUAAAAGCAAGAAAUCCAUUGACCCAGACCAGAGCACUCCUGAGCCCACUGAACAAUCCUCGUACACUGAUGUACCCGUACCGCAUAAUGGAAGGCCCAGAGAAAAAGUAGAAGACCACUACGGUUUCCUGUACUCAAUCAGUGAAAAAGACAAGCACUAUGAGCCGGUGCUGUCUGGUAAGAAGGCUAGAGAGAGGGAGAGAAAAUGGCUGAAGUUGUUUAAAACCUGGGAUGAGUCAUAUGAGAAAAAGAAGCUAAAGAUUAAGGAGAGGUGUCGUAAGGGGAUUCCCCCGUCUGUGCGUGGGCAGGCAUGGCAACACCUCUCGGGAGCCAAGAAAUUACUACUGGCAAAUGCUGGCCUCUUUGACGAUCUAGUAAGUCAGCCUGACAACGAUGUGGUGACCAAUGUGAUAGAUCGAGACCUUGACCGAACCUUCCCCUCUCAUGUUCUAUUCUCCAAUCCCUCAGGGCAAGCUGACCUCAGAACAGUUCUCAAAGCAUAUGCUAUGUAUAAUAAGAAAACCGGUUACUGUCAGGCUAUGGCUCCAGUGGCAGCCACACUCCUAAUGCACAUGUCACCAGAGGAAUCAUUCUGGGUGUUGGUGCAGAUCUGUGAGCAGUACCUCCCUGGCUACUACAGUCCUGGCCUGCAUGCAUUCCAGAUUGAUGCCCGCAUCCUGGCCUACCUCCUGGAGAAGUACAUUCCAGAAACCAAGAAAUUCAUGGAUUCGAAACAGCCGCCCAGUCCGUCCUCCAGCCCAGAUACUAGUAAAGGGUUGGACCCAAUGCUCUACUGUACAGAAUGGUUCAUGAGUCUCUACUCUAGAUCUCUUCCGUUUAACUCUGUACUGAGGGUGUGGGACAUGUUCUUCUUUGAGGGAGCUAAGAUGCUCUUCAAAGUGGCUCUGGCUGUCAUCCAGCUCACCUUUGGUUCCCCCAAGCUACAGAAAGAUAUCGUUGGAUUCUUUGAGCUCACUCGUAAACUGCGUGACCUGCCAAUCGAGUAUACACACGAGAACGCACUAGUGCCCGAGAUCCUCAAGUAUGCUAUCCACAAUGAGGAUCUCCGCAAGUUUCACCUUUCGCAGUCCAGUAUCCACUUCACAGAAGAGAGGGUUAGACAGAUGGAGAUGAGUGCUCGAAGACUUCGCCUCCACAGAAGAAGUCUGUCUCUUGCAUCGGACACCGCACCUUCAGACUCAUAGUUGUACAUAUUCUGAAUCUGUAUUAUUAUUUAAAUUUUAUUCUCUUUUGUACAGUUUUAUUCAUUUUUUGGCUGACUGUUUCAGCAGAGACCCAGUGUGUAUGUGUCAUGUGCUUGUUAACAUACAUGUACUGUGUAUAUAUAUCUAUGUGGAAUUUACUUGUGCUUUAUUGAACAAAAAUUAUUAUUAUCUACAUUCAA
This is a messenger RNA of Halichondria panicea, 1707 nucleotides long. RefSeq names its product TBC1 domain family member 10A-like. Lineage: Eukaryota; Metazoa; Porifera; Demospongiae; Suberitida; Halichondriidae. Bases 257 to 1507 code for a protein of 416 amino acids. The transcript has 11 exons. The record is from RefSeq and is a predicted model, not a curated record.